Messenger RNA from Carcharodon carcharias (great white shark), 4503 nucleotides. RefSeq names its product succinate dehydrogenase complex, subunit D, integral membrane protein b (gene sdhdb). Gene Ontology annotation, biological process: tricarboxylic acid cycle; mitochondrial electron transport, succinate to ubiquinone. The transcript is spliced from 4 exons. Gene Ontology annotation, molecular function: ubiquinone binding; heme binding. Gene Ontology annotation, cellular component: mitochondrial envelope; membrane. The record is from RefSeq and is a predicted model, not a curated record. Lineage: Eukaryota; Metazoa; Chordata; Chondrichthyes; Lamniformes; Lamnidae. Bases 31 to 501 code for a protein of 156 amino acids.
AGUCGGUUGACCUUGCUGUGGGGGUUCGACAUGGCGGCCGUUGUCAGGCUGAGUCUGGUGUGUGGACGGGGUUGGAAGCCAACAUUCUUCAGUAAAUCAUUGGCAGCUGGACCUCUUGUUGCUUCCAGAAAGACCCAGCAAACUCCAGUGCUUUUGACAUCGCAGAUUCACACAUCUCCCAGGCAUUUGACUGGUUCGAAAGCUGCCUCUCUACACUGGACUAGUGAACGGAUACUAAGUGUAGCGUUACUGGGCCUUUUACCUGCUGCCUACUUCUACCCCGGAGUUAUCAUGGAUUACUCACUGGCUGCAGCUGUUACUCUCCAUGGUCACUGGGGCCUUGGGGAAAUAGUCACAGAUUAUGUGCACGGAGAGACUAAGGUAAAGCUGGCCAAGUUGGGCCUCCAAGUACUGUCAGUUGUCACUUUCGCCGGUCUGUGUUACUUCAAUUACCACGACGUGGGGAUCUGCAAGGCCGUUGCAAUGGUCUGGAGCCUCUAAUUCUCAAAUUGUUCACGGUGCCGUCCAUCCAGCUGAGCUAUUUCUAGGUUCGCUUUGACUUAAAAAAUAUAUAAAUAUAUACUUUUCUCUUUUGACAAAUCACAAUAAUUAUUUCUUUACAAAGAGCUGACAAAAAUGAAACAUUUUUCCGAAUGUAUCUUUGAAACCUUUGUCUACACUGAUCGUAGAUGUUGCCUUAUGUCGUUCAGUCAUACCACUGGCCUUGUGUUUAAAUUGCACUUACCAUCCCAGUGCGCACAAGUUCCCAUUGUAAAAACUUCCAUUUAUUUUUAGUGCAUGUACAAAGGGACUUACUUUGCACUAGUGUACAAACCGGGAUCAAUUUGAUUCACAGCUAUGCAGAAAUUAUUGUUUUAUUUAUAUCAAAUUGUGUUUUACCAAGUAUUUGCAGCAUAAGAACAGACCAUUUGAUCCAACUGGUCCAUGCCAGUAUUCAUGCUCCAUAUAAGCGUCCUCCCACUCUACUUCAUAUCAGCAUAUCCCUCUGUUCUUUUCUUGCUCCUGUUUAUAUAGCUUCCCCUUAAAUGCAUCUUUGCUGUAUUCCUCAACGAAUCCAUGGGGUAGAGUUGCACAUUCUAAUCACUCACUGGGUAAAGAAGUUGAGAUGUUGUUUGAUUUGAAUGAGUUUGUUUUCAUAUUGUCUGUAAAAACAAGACCUUGGAACUUCCACUUUUCUUCAACUAUCCUUGUGAAGUCUGCUCAUUGUUGGAGAAUAAAACCCACAAGUGUCGUUUUUAUUCUUGCAAUCAAUGAUGUCACUAAACAGCUGCAGCAGAGUGCUUUGUAAGGCAGUGUGCUGUGCUCUGCUGAAUUUUCAAACUUUUCUUUAUUCGGCAAUGGGUCUGCUGCAGUUUCAACACCAGUUUAAACAAUUAUCAUUCUGAUUGCUAAUCAUUUUAACAAGCCAUUAGGGUGGGAUAUGGACACAUAUACAAUGACCGGUGUGUCUGGUUGCUCAUGUGAUCUGUGGGGAGAGGGCCAGGUGGUCUGGUCAACAGACCCAUUGCCGAAUAAAGAAAAGUUUGAAAAUUUGUCUAGCCCAGUGACCUGCUGAGGAAGUGCGUCAUUGUGACAUUUGGGUACCAAAAAUAGAAGAUCUUUAUUUACCUGCAACACCGACUUCACUCACUCCUUACAUUUUUCAACAACAGUAUUUGAAGGAAGUUUGAUCAUUUUGAGUCUAAUGUUACUUAUUUUGUUAAAUCCUUAGCAAAUAAUUUGUAAUCACUAAAGUAAAUUAUCUGAGCAUAACCUCUGCUGUUUCUGGGAGUUUACUAUGUGCAAUUUUGGGUGCUGUAAUUCCUGCAUUAAAAUAGUGACUAUACUUCAGAAGUAUUUCAGUGGCUUGUAAAGUGUUUUGGAAAGUCCUGAAAGUGCUUAAAAAUUCAAGCCUUUUAGUAGUAAAGCUGAUGAACACAUGAUGUCAGAAUGUAUGCAAGGCAGAGCAUUUGUCCGUCUUUAGCCCUUUCUCCACUGGAAAAGUGGACUUGAACCUAAAGUCAUAAACACAGUUGGCUCCCACAAUAGUAUCUGCUGCCAGCACUAAAAGAAUGAACCAAAGCUGAAUAAAACAACAUGGAGGCCCAGCUGUCAUUUUGGGAGCUAGAGAGGGGAGCGAAAGAUAAUCCAAGAGUUUUUCUCCAGAUCGUGAUUAAGUGAAUAGAGCUAUAAUGUGUAUUUGUGAUUGUUAGCCAAGAAUGAGAUUUUGUUUGACUAUGAUAUUUCUCCAGAGUUGAGCCACCAAUUCACACAGCUUGUCCAAGCUUACAUAAGUAGAAUAGGCAUUUGGCUGAGGGACUUGUCUCUUGAAACCAUGACCCAGUAAGAGAUAAUGAAUGCCAUUGGAGGGGGAGAAAAUUAAACAUAGCAUUAGAUUUUUUUGAUAAAGCAUCUGGGAGUGAGUCUUUGGGCUCAGAUAAUGGUUAAGCUGCACUAUUGAGGUUUAGGAGGUUUUCUGUACCCCUUAAUUAGAAUACCUUAUCAAUUACCCCAUAAAAUAAAACCCAACACCACUUAAAAUUAAAAAGAACAUAAGUUGGAGGAGGAGGUGACCACCAGAGUCAGUCAAGCCUGCUCUGCCAUUCAAUACGAUCAGAGCUAAUUUUGCUUCAACUCUCUCACCUGCCCCCAUAUUCCUUGAUUCCCUCAGAGAACAAAUAUCUGUAUUCAAUAAUGGAGCGUCCAUAAUCCACUGGGUAGAGAAUUCCAAAGUUUCAUUACCUUCUGAGUGAAGACAUUUCUCAUUUCGGUCCCUACAUGGGUGACCCUUUAUCUCAAAACUGAGCCCCCCAUGUUCUAGAUUCCCCAGCUAGUGGAAACACCUCUGCGACUACCCUGUUAAGUGUGGUAAAAAUAUCUUUUCGGUUCCAGUGUUAGUCCAUGACUCUGCUGGAUAUAGCGAAGAAAACUUGGCAAAAAUAAGAUGCCUUCACCAUAUUGAAAUGGAUAACCCAUUAGACUGUAUAAGCAGUGGCUAGAAAUAGCAAACUUUUUGAGCGGUUUUGGAUGUCAUUCCAUCCAAUGGACCACAUCUGAAUCCCUUGCUUCAAGUGCAAUCUCAUCAGGAUCAGUCACUGUGUCGGGUAUUCCCAAGUAGCUGCUUUGAUAUAUGAGUAAAUAUGCACACUUUCUUCUUGAGUUUGUGUCGUUGAUGAAUAUUAAGCUGCAAAGUAUAUAACACAGGUGAUAACUGUAGGCUUUCAGGGCUGUCAUUUUACUGUCCACUUUAUGCCUUCAGUGUAAUUCAUGUGGCCAAGGGAGAGUAACUUGUGCAAAGUUUGGUUUAGAGGCCUGCCUCACAAGCUGUGAUUUCAACGUGUAUGUGACCAAUAUAAGAAAUCUCCACAGACUUGGAGGAAGUUGGGAGAGAAAGGAAGGUCCCUCCUCUGAGGUCACUGUACAAUUGAUUUACACAUGCAGGAAAGUUUUGUCAACAGCUUUUUGCCAUAAUGUAUUUUUUCCUCCCCCUUCCAUGUGUAUGAUACAUAAAUAGGCAUCCUGAAUACAUGCAAUAACAUGCAGUGGAUCUUGUGUGGUAGCGCUCGCAGAAUUCCUGUGGUCAUUGUGUUUUAUAAGGAGCAGAACAUUGGAUCAUGUAAUGCACAAUGCAUCAUUCUGCAGUGAAGCUCGAGCAGUGAGAGACCUGGUGUCUGCAAGACCACAAGCCUAACUCCUGUACCCUCCAAGGUCAUUUACAGGCUAACUGCUGGGGUUAAUUAGAUGCCAAUAACUGGCUUUCCUUGUACUUUCUUUAAAAAUGAGAUGAGUUUGUAUUUGUGAGCCACUGAGAUAUUACAGGUGUGUCUCAAACAUUUUAUAGGUGAAAGUCCAACAGUCAACCAGUUAAUGAAGAAAACACUAAUCAAAUGGCCUGACUGCAUCAAUUGGUGGUUAAUCCUUAACUGGAUUGAAUCCAUCUCAGUGCAGUCUCAAUUAUUUUCUCUGUGCAGUGGCUCAGAUAAAUUCUAUGUUUAAGUCAUGACAGAACCAAUGAAAUAUCAGCAUUCAAUAUUACCCUUCCUUCAACUGAAUAUUUCUGUUCCAAAUAAUGUUGUUUUCAUAGAUAUUGAUACAAUGCAAUGUUGUGGUUAAAGCAGAUUUGCCACGGGAAAUUGCUCUGUUCAUAUUCUAAUUCAUGGCAUGACUGAGGGAACAUGGGCACACACUUAAAUGCUAUAAUGUUUUGUAUAUUAAUGAGUACAGCCAGUAUCUCAACCAGUUCCUUUUAAAACUUUGGCGUUUGUUUAAAAACAAUUGUUUAAGUCAGUAACAUCUGAUAUGUAAUUAUCUAUAAGAUCAGCAAUCCUGGAUAUUUAAAUGUUGAAGGGGCAGUUUCAGUGACGGUUAUUAUUAGAAUUUUCUGCAUUCAUACAAUUAGUCAAUUCUUUGUACAUAAUUUGUAAACUACAGCUGAGCAAUUGCAUUGUGAUGCUCCAGUAAAGUUGAAACCAAAUUAAAAUAAAACUGUGCUCUUAAUCAAAA